AUGGCAGAAGCUGGAAUAGAAACACCUCCAGCAGAUGAAAAUGAUGAUAACUGGCUGUACGGAGACUCCAACAAUGAUCAAAACGAGACAAAAGCCCCCAGUGUAAGCGACAAGGAUCAGCAACAAAUUAACACUUCGGAUGAACUUGCCACUGAAGAGACUGAAGGUAAUGAAGUCACCAACGACGACUCUCAUUUCAACGAUGAACACUUUGGAGAAGUGGAUCGUGAAGAUCAGGAUCAAACGAAUGGAGACGCCGACAGCCAGGACAAUGGGGAUUCGGAUUCAGAUGAUAGUGACGACGUUAAAGUUACUAUUGGCGAAAUUAAAUCGGGGCCACAAGCUUAUGCCAGUUUAAAUAUUAAGCGUGGAGUAGGCCUCGUAGCCGCCGGUGGAGAGAAACCACGGCCAGGUCCAGCUGCUGGAAGCAAAGUGACACUGGAAGAUUUGGAAGGACCCGGAAGCAUAAAUGGAGUGCCAGCUCUUGAAUUUAACAUAGAUACUAUCGAAGAUAAACCCUGGAAUAAGCCUGGUGCUGAUAUAUCAGACUACUUCAACUACGGCUUCAACGAGGUGACGUGGAGCGCGUACUGCGAGCGGCAGCGGCGCAUGCGCGUCAACGAGGCGGGCGUGGCGCUGCACGCCGGCCCGCCGCCGCGCGCGCCGCCCGCCGACGCGCGCCGUCCCCCAAGACAUGAUGAGAUGCCGCCUGGAAUGCCGAACAACUAUCAGUCUCGUGAAAAUACUAUUCAGGUGAUGACGGCGGAGCGGCGCGAGUACGGGCGCACGCACGGGCGCGACGCGGCGCCGGACUACUUCAGCGCGCCGCCGCCCGAGCACUACUACCCGCCCGCGCCCUACGACGAGCCCUGGGGUACCGCAUUUACAGCUCAUCCGGAACAAAGCGGCUGGGCGCCGAGUGAAAUAAAGGAGUUAACUCCGGGUCCAAUGGGCCCCCCUGCCAUGGGUCCCCCGAUGGGGAUGACGCCCCCGCUAGGCCCUCCGCACAACAUGCCCCCUUCUCACGUGUUGGGGGCCCCGUUCCCGCCCCAAUACCGCUCGCACCUCCCACCACACCUGCAUGAGCGGGACAGGGAUAGAGAGCGAGACAGGGAUAGAGAGCGGGACAGGGACAGGGAUAGGGAGCGCCUCAGGGAGAGAGACGACAGGGAUCGCAGGGAUAGAGACAGGAGAGACGAGGAAGAGAGAGACAGAGAUAGAGAUCGUGAACGUUCGCGUUCCAUUAAACCAGACAGAGCGAGAGAAAAAUCUUACAGACGGGAACGUUCCCGCUCGAGGUCGAGACGCCACAAGUCCCGCUCGCGCUCGCCGCGGCAACGGGAGCGCUCGCGGGACCGGGACCGGGAGCGGAGCAGCAAGUCCAAGAACAAGGAGCCCAAGGACAAGGACGAUGAUAAAUGAUUCGUGUCACAACAGGAUCGAAUUCGUUUGGAGGCAGAUUGAAAUGUGUGAAAAGUUACAUAUAAAAGUUUAUACUUUUUUUUUGUUCUUUGUCUUCAAGUUAGGGUCAAGGUUAAAGUUGCUUCGUAUCUUUUCAUUCUGCGUGAAAAUUAAGUUUGAUAUCAUCGUAGUCUGUUUGUUUUAAACUUAAAUGUUUUUGUGAUUGACUAUUCUUUAAUUAAGUAAUUAAAACGUAUAUAAUGUAUUAAAGCUUUUGUAUAAUAAUUAUUUCACUUUCUAUUCAUUUUAAUAAGUUUCCAAACGAAUUUUUCGCUAGACCAUUUUGUGUAGUACACAAUACCUGUGUGGGCUUUAGUUGUAAGUUAGAUUUAAAAGAAUGGAUUAAUUAAAUAAUAGUUCAAA
Melitaea cinxia (Glanville fritillary) is the source of this 1824-nucleotide messenger RNA. RefSeq names its product pre-mRNA 3'-end-processing factor FIP1 (gene Fip1). Gene Ontology annotation, molecular function: RNA binding. NCBI's taxonomy places the organism in Eukaryota, Metazoa, Arthropoda, Insecta, Lepidoptera, Nymphalidae. The record is from RefSeq and is a predicted model, not a curated record. Gene Ontology annotation, cellular component: mRNA cleavage and polyadenylation specificity factor complex. The transcript is spliced from 9 exons. Bases 1 to 1422 code for a protein of 473 amino acids.